AGGAGUGGCCCUUCAGCGCCUGAGCUCGUUUAACAACUUCCAGUCUGUCAACCAGUGUAACCAGGUAAAACUCCGGAAGCAGCGAGCAAACUGCCAAUCACUCGGUUUUUGUGAUUUGAGCGACUUGAGGGGAAGUCUGGAACAAGUAUCAACUUUAAUAAGAACAACUACAAGGCAGAAGGCAUAAAGAGUUGCAUGUCCCCCACCUCCGCUGCUGCUGCGGAUAUGCCUGUUAAGUACAGACAGUGCCUCAAAGUGAUGCUGUUCUCUGUAUUGUUGCUGGUUGCCCUCUUUAAUUUAUGGAGCACUUCAAGCAGCCUAGGGGUUGACAUCCAACCGAGACAAGGCAGUCCAAUCCAAAAACUUCUCAGUGGGAAAAUUCAACAAAUCAUGAGUGAUUAUUCUGAAAUUACCUACAAGGUCAAAGAGAACGUGGCAUGUCAGUUGGCUCAGAAUGCAUGUGUAUGCCAGGCUGAAGAGGAAACCUUUCGCCUACCGUUCUCUGAUCUGGUCUUUCCUCGCGUUUGGGCUCUGAACCUUCAGCACGCAUUCUUAGGAAAUCACCCUGAUCCUGAGAGUGUAAAACAUCACAGAGCAGAGGAGUACGACCUUUUUCUGAGAAGGUCCUACUCUCCAGCAGAUAUGCUCAUUAUUGCAGAGGCUAACAAUCCUCUUCAGUAUCCCACCCAAGGUGUGGAUGUGCAACCCCUCAAAACAAUCAUCAUCCCAGGUCUGAGUCUAAGACAGGAAGGCAGAAACAACUAUAUGGUACAGUUGACAGCGACACUGGGUACUUUUGACAUUGCUGCCACAGUGGACAAGGUGUCUAUAAAAGGAAUGGGUGAAAAGAAUAUCUCGCUGUCAAGCCCGGAUCUGUCUGCUCUGAACAGGCAGCUCCAGUUUGUCACAUACACCAACACCAUGUUUCAUCCGAAGACAGCAGACUCGGUUCAGUUUGGAACUGAAGGUCACCAGUCAUUUUUCACCAUCAAGGUUGGACAUAGAGUUGUUCCAAAACUUUACAACUCUGGACAAAGUAAAGGGUACAACAUUACCUCUCUGGUUACCAUUGCUACCAAGACCUUUUUGCGCUACGACAAACUCAAAGAUCUCAUUGACAGCAUAAGGCAGUUUUACCCCACUGUCACCAUAAUUAUAGCGGAUGAUAACGAACACCCUCAGCCAGUGACCGGUCCUCAUAUUGAGCAAUACAUUAUGCCAUUUGGAAAGGGCUGGUUUGCAGGAAGAAACCUGGCAGUCUCUCAAGUGGCUACCAAGUAUGUGCUCUGGGUGGAUGAUGAUUUUUUCUUUACUGCAAAUACCAAGCUGGAAAAGAUGGUGGAUAUCCUGGAGAAAACCACUUUGGAUCUGGUUGGUGGUGCGGUGAGAGAAGUAACUGGUUACACUGCCACAUUCCGUCACACCAUUUCAGUGGAAAAAGGGGGAGAGGAAGGUGACUGUUUACAUAUGAGGAAUGGACACCACCAUUUAAUUGAGGGAUAUCCCAACUGUGUAGUAGCAGAUGCCGUCAUCAACUUCUUCAUGGCUCGAACUGACAAAGUUCGCCAGGUUGGCUUUGACCCCCGCCUGUCAAGACAUGCCCAUCUAGAGUUUUUUAUAGAUGCUCUUGGCACUCUGCACAUCGGCUCCUGCAGUGAUGUCAUCGUUAACCACGCAUCAAAGAUCAACCUGCCAUGGACUAAGACAGAAAAAGAGAAGGCCUAUGAGCAAUUCAGAUACUCCUCUACAAGUACAGAUGAUGCAAUUCAUAAUGAAGUAUUCUAUUUUAAGAAUAGGUUGAAGUGCAUGACCAGCCACUAAAGACUGAGCUUCUGGUGGUGUGAUAAAGAGAAACCUGUUAUGCUUGGGUAAAAGAUGAUUUUCAUCUUGCCACCUGCUGAUUCUCUUUGUUCAAAGCACUCAUCCUGCAUGUGUACACUGUUAAUGUUUGUUUUUUCUUAGCAUAUUUCCUUGGAAUUUCACACAUUGAUUUUCAAACUGUAAUAUGCCGCCGAGUCAAUUUCAGCUUUUGUUUACUAGAUGUGUGUUUUUGUGUGAGAAUGUGCUAAGUUUUUGGAAUACAAUUAAUUUGUACUAAAAAAAACAGAAAAAAGCAUAUAGUAGCCUUGUUUUUAAUUAUGCUAUAGCAGGUUACAGAAUCUGCAGAAGUCCAGCCUCUGUGGGAGUUGCAACAAUGACAAAUGGUUCUCGUGGGACAUUUACAGAAGCACACGCAGUACUUGCUCACAGACGUCAAACACCGCUGCAAUCUAAAGGUCACAGGACAGACUGAAGACUGAAGACCAAGACAAAACUCUGUGAUUAUGCUCAUAGAAUGUCAUGCAGUCUCCAAAAGGAUCAGAUAAUAAAUCUCAUCAAAUGUAAAGUGGAA
Molecule: messenger RNA, 2392 nt
Organism: Girardinichthys multiradiatus
Lineage: Eukaryota; Metazoa; Chordata; Actinopteri; Cyprinodontiformes; Goodeidae
Gene: b4galnt1a
Product: beta-1,4-N-acetyl-galactosaminyl transferase 1a
Exons: 12
Coding region: 196-1821 (541 amino acids)
Biological process (GO): ganglioside biosynthetic process
Cellular component (GO): Golgi membrane
Molecular function (GO): hexosyltransferase activity
Source: RefSeq, a predicted model, not a curated record